ACAAGGGAACUAAGAGCAGAGCGGGGUUUGAGCCGGAUGUAAUCUGUGCGGCAACGGAAGGAACCGGAAGUAAUCGUUGGGGGGGUUAAUCACUAUUUUCUCUUCGUCGCUGGUUUCUCGUGGGUGAUCGCCAUGGCGUUGGAGACGGUGCCUAAAGACCUGCGGCACUUGCGGGCCUGUUUGCUUUGCUCGCUUGUGAAGACCAUUGACCAGUUUGAGUUUGAUGGCUGUGACAACUGCGACUCUUACCUACAGAUGAAAGGGAACCGGGAGAUGGUUUAUGACUGCACCAGCUCAUCCUUCGAUGGUAUCAUCGCGAUGAUGAGCCCCGAAGACAGCUGGGUUUCCAAGUGGCAACGAAUCAGUAACUUCAAGCCCGGUGUCUACGCAGUGUCUGUGACUGGCCGUCUGCCACAAGGAAUUGUGCGAGAGCUGAAGAGCCGCGGGGUGGCCUACAAGUCUCGGGACACGGCCAUAAAGACCUAAGGAACUCUCUUGCGCCUCCAGGCCUCCCAUUUCUGUACAGUCUUUAGAGUUCUGUAGAGACUGUAACAGUCUCUAUUACCUUGAGCUGCCCUAAUAUUGCAGAGGGGAAACAGGGAUGAACGAGCAGGACUCAAAAGGGCAGCUUCAUCAUAGUCUUGGCAGCUGAGUUGGACAGAGAUUUCCUUGAGAGUCUGUGAGCAAGAGCAGCUCUCAAGGGAAUCGAUAAGGUGCGCGUUCUGUAAAUAUUUCAAAUAAAUUGUUACCGAAUCAGAAAA
Molecule: messenger RNA, 761 nt
Organism: Sphaerodactylus townsendi
Lineage: Eukaryota; Metazoa; Chordata; Lepidosauria; Squamata; Sphaerodactylidae
Gene: SUPT4H1
Product: SPT4 homolog, DSIF elongation factor subunit
Exons: 5
Coding region: 133-486 (117 amino acids)
Biological process (GO): positive regulation of DNA-templated transcription, elongation; regulation of transcription elongation by RNA polymerase II; chromatin organization
Cellular component (GO): nucleus; DSIF complex
Molecular function (GO): RNA polymerase II complex binding; zinc ion binding
Source: RefSeq, a predicted model, not a curated record